GGGAUGGGCGCCCGGUCCCGGAGCCAGGGUGGCACCGCUCGCUGAAAGAGCCCUUAGCUGGGCUUGUGGCGGGACGGGUGCCCGCCCUGAGCUGUGAGCGACGUGUCCCUUUUCUCUUUUUGUGCCAAGGUUUCCCUCCGCAGGCGCGAUGCAGCGGGCGGCGGCGCUGGUCCGGCGGGGCUACGGCCCCCGGACCCCGGGCCCCUGGGGCCGGAGUCGCAGCAGCGCGGCCGCCGAGGCCUCAGCGGUGCAGGAGCGGCCGGAGCGCAGCCAGCGCGAGCGCAUCCUCACGCUGGAGUCCAUGAACCCGCAGGUGAAGGCGGUGGAGUACGCGGUGCGGGGACCCAUCGUGCUCAAGGCCGGCGAGAUCGAGCUGGAGCUGCAGCGGGGCAUCAAGAAGCCGUUCACAGAGGUCAUCCGGGCCAACAUCGGGGAUGCCCAGGCCAUGGGCCAGCCGCCCAUCACCUUCCUCCGACAGGUAAUGGCACUCUGCACCUAUCCAAACCUGCUGGACAGCCCCAGCUUCCCAGAAGAUGCUAAGAAACGUGCCCAGCGGAUCCUACAGGCUUGUGGAGGGAACAGCCUGGGGUCUUACAGCGCUAGCCAGGGUGUCAACUGCAUCCGUGAAGAUGUGGCUGCCUACAUCACCAGGCGGGAUGGUGGCGUGCCUGCGGACCCAGACAACAUUUACCUGACCACUGGGGCUAGUGAUGGCAUUUCUACAAUUCUGAAGAUCCUCGUCUCUGGGGGUGGCAAGUCACGGACCGGUGUGAUGAUCCCUAUCCCGCAGUAUCCCCUCUACUCAGCGGUCAUCUCCGAGCUUGAUGCCAUCCAGGUGAACUACUACCUGGACGAGGAGAACUGCUGGGCCCUGAAUGUGGAAGAGCUCCGGCGGGCAGUACGAGAGGCCAAAGGCCACUGCAACCCCAAGGCACUGUGUGUCAUCAACCCCGGGAACCCCACAGGCCAGGUACAAAGCAGAAAGUGCAUAGAAGAUGUGAUUCACUUUGCCUGGGAAGAGAAGCUGUUUCUCCUGGCUGACGAGGUGUACCAGGACAACGUGUACUCUCCGGACUGCAGAUUCCACUCAUUUAAGAAAGUGCUGUAUGAGAUGGGGCCCGAGUAUUCUGGCAAUGUGGAGCUGGCCUCCUUCCACUCCACCUCCAAGGGAUACAUGGGCGAGUGCGGCUACAGAGGAGGCUACAUGGAGGUGAUCAACCUGCACCCCGAGAUUAAGGGCCAGCUGGUGAAGCUGCUCUCCGUGCGUCUGUGCCCUCCAGUGUCAGGACAGGCUGCCAUGGACAUUGUCGUGAACCCCCCAGUGCCAGGAGAGGAGUCCUUUGAGCAGUUCAGCAGGGAGAAGGAAUCAGUCCUGGGUAAUCUGGCCAAAAAAGCAAAGCUGACAGAAGACCUGUUUAACCAAGUCCCAGGAAUUCACUGCAACCCCUUGCAGGGGGCCAUGUAUGCCUUUCCUCGGAUCUUCCUCCCUGCCAAAGCUGUGGAGGCGGCUCAGGCCCACAAGAUGGCCCCAGACAUGUUCUACUGCAUGAAGCUCCUGGAGGAGACCGGCAUCUGUGUUGUGCCUGGCAGCGGCUUCGGGCAGAGGGAAGGCACCCACCACUUCAGAAUGACCAUCCUCCCUCCAGUGGAGAAGCUGAAGACGGUGCUGCAGAAGGUGAAAGAUUUCCAUGUGAAGUUCCUGGAGAGGUUUGCAUGAGGACGCUGGGCCCCAGAGGGAGGCCCCGCCUUUGGUUCUUCCUCCUGUCUGGCCCGGCCUGCCCCAGUGCCUCUGCCUUGGGCCUCUCAGCAGUCACUGGUCACAUACAUCGUCAUUUUGCCCCAGGAGACUUCUUUCUUUGUGCCUUGAUGUUGGGAACACUUCUCUUCUGAGCAAACAUGAAUUUACUAUGUCUUGGAAGCCGUUUUUUUGUUUUGUUUUGUUUUUUGAUGAAACCAAAGUAGAGGGCAGAUGUGGCCAGGGUUCUCUGAAUAUGUGACUGUUUUUGCUUUGGGAAAGUUCAUUUGGGGUUUCCAACAACCAGAGUGUGUUGGGUAAGGUGUUACAGCUCUGGAAAAACAGUCAGGUGUUGGGAAAUAUAUGACUUAGCCCUGGUGAGGACUGGGAUCCACAACUCACCAACCUGAUCUGUGAAAUAAAACCCUUGGUGGUGUGAAAAUCUCGUCCUUCCAAUGGCAGAGCCUGCAAGUCUGCGGGAGCUCAGCGAGGGCCACUGUUCUGGCCUGGAAAGAGGCGGCCUAUCCCUGACAAGAGUGCUAUCCCCAAGGCAGCACAUGGGGACAGGAUGCCAGACUAGGUUUUGGAGGACUCUGUGGGUCAGAGGGUCUUGCAGGAGGAGAGUGGGUGUGAGCCAGGCUGCAGAUGGGACCAGGGGUCCACUUGUGAGCAGCAUGUCAGAUAGUGAGGACUCUGCACUCGGGCUUUGGGGAUGAACAUGUGGAGGCUGGAUCCCUGCUGAGAGGUCUGCCUGGACCCCAAAGACAGAGGGUAUAGCCCAGCAGCACCCCAGUUACGUGGGGGAGGGAGGUUUUGCCUUGUGGGAUCCAUCCUAGGGGUUCUCCAACAAUGGCUCUUGUUUAAGGGUUCAAUCGAGCCUUUACACACAUGGUCCCCUGCAGGUGGCAACAGGGACAAGGAAGGACUGGAAAUGUGGAGGGGGAUCCUGAAGGAGGUGGCUAGCAGUCAAGCCCCUGUAGUUUCUUGAAUUGCUUCAAAUCCAGAUGUGAUCUAUUUCCCAGCUUGGCUGCUGCAGGAGUAAGUGAGAGCUGCCUUGCAAUGUACUGCAGUGUGUUAACACCAAGUGUUUCGCCCUCACGUCAGCUGCUGGCUCCCCUCCCACACUCUCACCUGCCUCAGUCUCUCUCCAGGCCACAGGGUAACAGCCACCAAGCAUGCAGGCACCUGGGCAUUAGGGAGCCUGGGGAGGACCCUGCCCACACUGCAGGGACGCUCUGCUACAGGCAGCAGCAGGCUUUGUCCUCUCUCCCCUUUGCCAGGAGUCCUCCUCCUGACCAUCUGCCUUCCCCAGGGGAAAGUUAGGGAAGUCACAGCCAGCUCAGGAGUCUGGGGACCCAGCAUGUCCCACAGUGGAAUGGAAGGAGCUAGAGAGAGAUAUCUGAAGAAGCUGAGGAGUGAGGUUUGAGUUCAGCCUCCUCAUACACUCUGGGGCCGUGCAGAGGAACAUGAUAGAAAACUUCAAGAUGUCAUUACUCACUAGCAUUACAGCCCCUCUGAAGAAAGUAGCCACACUCUCAAAAUGACAAAGGGAAUAUUUUAAAACUUUUCCUUAAAAAUUGAAAAACUUGGAUUCAUGCUUGCUGUAUGGUAUAUAAAACCAGUGUGUGUCUCAGAUCAUGAGAUUUCUGGUGGAAAGAGAAAAUAGGUAGAAGGUAGUAUAUUUUUAUAUUUUUGUAACAAUUGCUUUUUCAUGGGUGGGGGAGAAAGGGUUAGUAUUUAUAGUCUUAACAAGUCUGGUAAUUUUUUAUAAAUCUCUUCAAAAUAUAAAUAACCCCUAAAAACUUUGCAAUAUUUACAUGAUUUUUUAAAACAUGCUGUAUACAUUUGGUUUGCUUUUAAAAUAAUGACUAAUAAGGUCGGCUGGUUUAGAGGUUAACUUCAGGUAGGAAUGAUGAUCAUGUAGACUGGAUUUUCUACAGCUUCUAUCCUGGUGCCUUUCCUUUGGGGCGUCAGCUGAAAGAGUUGUGUGUCAUCUGGGGUCGCACUUGGGAUCUACACCUGGGAUGCUUCUGCAGCUCUUCCAGAUGGGUGGCAUGCAGGAAGCUUGCGCUGAGCGGUGCCUCACACCAGCCAUCAGCGCACACCUCAAGGCCACUGGUUGUUCCUGUUCUGAUAUGUGGAGUUUGGGAGAAAACAGACCUGCCCGUGGCUGUUUUCCCACCUAGGUUCUCACAGCCUCCUGACGGAGGUACUUAAUGAUAGUUCUGCUGUAAAUUUCUAAACAAUAAAAUACGUGUCCAAAA
Nycticebus coucang (slow loris) is the source of this 3999-nucleotide messenger RNA. RefSeq names its product glutamic--pyruvic transaminase 2 (gene GPT2). NCBI's taxonomy places the organism in Eukaryota, Metazoa, Chordata, Mammalia, Primates, Lorisidae. The transcript has 11 exons. The record is from RefSeq and is a predicted model, not a curated record. Gene Ontology annotation, biological process: biosynthetic process. Bases 149 to 1717 code for a protein of 522 amino acids. Gene Ontology annotation, molecular function: L-alanine:2-oxoglutarate transaminase activity; pyridoxal phosphate binding.